Grammomys surdaster is the source of this 2436-nucleotide messenger RNA. RefSeq names its product cyclic nucleotide gated channel beta 3 (gene Cngb3). Lineage: Eukaryota; Metazoa; Chordata; Mammalia; Rodentia; Muridae. Gene Ontology annotation, biological process: monoatomic cation transmembrane transport. Gene Ontology annotation, cellular component: plasma membrane; photoreceptor outer segment; intracellular cyclic nucleotide activated cation channel complex. The record is from RefSeq and is a predicted model, not a curated record. Gene Ontology annotation, molecular function: cGMP binding; protein-containing complex binding; intracellularly cGMP-activated cation channel activity.
AUGUUAAAAUCACUGACAGUAAAAUUUAACAAAGUGAAGCCCAUGGAAGGGAAGACCGAGAAGAAACCCUGCCCCCACCUGAGCAGUCGGUCUCAGCCAUCCAUAGUACAGGGAGAAAACCAAAGUGAAAAAGAAUCUCUGGGAAGCAGAAGGACACCAGUCACAUUUGAAAAACCACUCAGCAAAGAAGACAACAGCACUGAGGAAAACUCCCUCAGAGGUUUCACCACAAAUCCUCACCCUGAAUGUCCAGCAGAACUCACCGGAACAAUGUCAGAGAUGGAGCAAACUAGGACUAGGAAAGAAAAGCCAGUCAGAUUUAAGACCAAUGUGCUUGAAGCCCCAAUUAUAAAUGAAUAUACUGAUGCCCAUCUACACAACCUAGUGGAAAGAAUGCGUGAAAGAACUGCUUUCUACAAGAAAACAUUGACAGAGGAAGAGAAUUUUCCUAAAUUAGAAACCAGCUCUCAUACUGCAAUGCCUACAGAUGUAUCAGCAAAAGAAGAGAACAAUUCUAAGCUAAAAGAACACCACCACGGCACGUUGUCUUGCAAGCUCCAGAGAGUACCUGUAAAAGAGUACCUAAAAAGAAUGAGACUUCCUAGAAGCAUAGAUUCCUACACAGAUCGGGUCUAUCUCCUGUGGCUCCUGCUUGUCACCAUUGCCUAUAACUGGAACUGUUGGCUGCUCCCAGUGCGCCUUGUCUUUCCAUGCCAAACACCAGACAACAGGAGCUACUGGAUUAUUGCUGACAUCAUAUGUGACAUCAUCUACCUCGGUGAUAUAUUAUUGAUCCAGCCAAGACUCCAGUUUGUAAGAGGCGGAGAAAUUAUCGUAGAUUCAAAUGAGCUGAAGAGGCACUACAGGAGUUCUACAAAGUUCCAGAUGGAUGUGGCAUCUCUACUGCCAUUUGAAGUUCUCUACAUCUUCUUUGGAGUCAAUCCAAUAUUCAGAACAAAUCGGGUAUUAAAGUACACUUCGUUCUUUGAGUUUAAUCAUCACCUGGAGUCUAUAAUGGACAAAGCAUAUGUCUACAGAGUCAUCCGAACAACUGGCUACUUGCUGUUUCUCCUGCACAUUAAUGCCUGUGUUUAUUACUGGGCUUCAGACUAUGAAGGAAUUGGCUCAACUAAAUGGGUCUAUAAUGGUGAAGGCAACAAAUAUCUGCGAUGUUUCUAUUGGGCAGUUCGAACUUUAAUUACUAUUGGGGGCCUACCAGAGCCACAAACAUCAUUUGAAAUUGUUUUUCAACUCUUGAAUUUUUUCUCUGGAGUUUUUGUAUUCUCCAGCUUAAUUGGUCAGAUGCGUGAUGUAAUUGGGGCAGCAACAGCCAAUCGGAACAACUUCCAAGUCUGCACGGACCAUAUCAUUGCCUACAUGAACAAAUACUCUAUUCCUCAAAGUGUUCAGUAUCGAGUUCGGACUUGGCUGGAAUAUACAUGGAACUCGCAAAGAAUCCUAGAUGAGUCCGACUUGCUUGAGAACCUCCCGACAGUGAUGCAGUUGUCUAUCGCCAUCGACAUAAACUUUAGUAUCAUCAACAAAGUGGAGUUGUUCAAGGGCUGUGACACACAGAUGAUUUAUGACCUGCUGCUAAGAUUGAAAUCCACUAUUUAUUUACCUGGUGACUUUGUCUGCAAAAAGGGAGAAAUUGGAAAAGAAAUGUAUAUCAUCAAGCAUGGAGAAGUCCAAGUUCUUGGAGGCCCUGAUGGUGCUCAAGUUCUGGUUACUCUGAAAGUUGGGGCAGUGUUCGGAGAAAUAAGCCUUCUGGCAAAAGAAGGGGGAAACCGCCGGACAGCUGAUGUGGUAGCCCACGGGUUUGCCAAUCUUUUAACUCUGGACAAAAAGACUCUUCAAGAAAUUCUGCUGCAUUAUCCAACUUCUAAAAAGCUCCUCAUGAAGAAAGCCAAAGUUCUUUUAAGCCAGAAGGGGAAGACCACACAGGCAAUCCCUCCAAGAACAAGACCUGCUUUUCUUUUCCCACCAAAAGAAGAGACACCCCGAAUGCUUAAAAUUCUUUUGGGAAACACAGGAAAGGUGGACCUUGGAAGACUCCUUAAAGGAAAGAGAAAACAAACCUCCGAGGUAACAAGGCCGACCUGAGGCAAUGGCUGGGAGGCUAGCAGGAGUGGGGAAAAUAAAGAUGAAAGUUCCAAAGGAAGAAAAAGAAGAGGAGAAGAAUAUGAAGAUAAAGGAGCAGAACUAGCAGGGGAAAACAAAACAAAAAAACAAAAAAAAAGCAAACAAACAAAAAGACAAAACACUGGACAGGUCCAAAGAUAAAGUUCUACUACAGUGGAGGAAAUGCCCCAGUCAAUUAAAACAAUUUUUCCCAAGGGACCUGCCUAUCAAUCAUUCAUCAGCAACAUGGCUCCUGCUAUUGAGACUGGGAAAGGGAUUCUGACUAUCAAAGUCAAAGAAAAGGCUAAGCAAUAA